This is a messenger RNA of Diceros bicornis minor, 855 nucleotides long. RefSeq names its product nicolin 1, tubulin polyglutamylase complex subunit (gene NICN1). Bases 72 to 806 code for a protein of 244 amino acids. Gene Ontology annotation, cellular component: nucleoplasm. The transcript is spliced from 6 exons. NCBI's taxonomy places the organism in Eukaryota, Metazoa, Chordata, Mammalia, Perissodactyla, Rhinocerotidae. The record is from RefSeq and is a predicted model, not a curated record.
GAGGACGCCGGGAAGGACCGGUGGUCCGAGGCCAGUAGUGGCGUUUGUGCUUGGUUGUUGCCGCUGACACCAUGUCCCGCGUGUCAGUGCCCUGCCAUGUGAAAAGCACCGUGGCCCUGCAGGUGGGCGACAUGCGGACCUCCCAAGGCCGACCUGGCGUGCUCGUCAUCGAUGUUACGUUCCCCAGCGUCGGGCCCUUUGAGUUGCAGGAGAUCGUGUUUAAGAAUUACUACACAGCCUUUCUGAGCAUCCGUGUUCGCCAGCACACCUCGAUGUACACACCAGCCAAGUGGGUGACCUGCCUGCGGGACUACUGCCUGAUGCCUGAUCCACACAGUGAGGAGGGAGCCCAGGAGUAUGUAUCGCUGUUCAAGCACCAGGGCCUGGGGAGGCAGCAUCUUGGUUCAUUGCUGGUUAGGAGGCUCCUGGGCAGUGAGCUGGGGCCUCGCUGGGUCCUUGUGUGUGUGUGUCAGAUGCUGUGUGACAUGGCCAGAGUACUGGAGCUGCGCCUGAUUCUGCGACAGCCAUCGCCACUAUGGCUGUCUUUCACAGUGGAGGAGCUGCAGAUCUACCAGCAGGGACCAAAGAGCCCCUCCAUGACCUUCCCCAAGUGGCUUUCCCACCCAGUGCCUUGUGAGCAGCCUGUUCCCCUUCUUGAGGGUCUCCCAGACCCCAGCAGGGUAUCCUCCGAGGUGCAGCAGAUGUGGGCGCUGACAGAGAUGAUCCGGGCCAGUCAUACCUCCACAAGGAUCGGCCGCUUUGAUGUGGAUGGCUGUUAUGACCUGAACUUGCUGUCCUACACUUGAGCCGUGGUUCUUAGCCAAGACGUUGGCCUUCCGUGCCCACCCAGGCCUG